AUGAGCCUCAAAUUGUUUUCGGAGAAGGCGAACACGCAGGCGCUGAAGGCGUUGCUCUGCUGCCAUCACGUCAAGCGGCCGGUGGAGCUGACACUCUCCGGUGCGUACACAAGUCCGGUACUUCAUCAUCCGGCAUUAAAGCAGCCCAUCUUUUCUGCGAAUGAGAUGGUUCGUUUGAUUCUGCACGAUAAAUGGAGAGACGAUUCCGCUGGUGGGAGCGGCGGCAAGAAGACUGGUUGCUAUGAUGGCCACUGGGCGAGUGUUUCACUCGAAGAAGAGGCCUGGCUGGAGUGGGAGGCGACCACAUUCACAUGCGCGGUGCACCCAUUGUACACUCAGCGUCGGGUGACGCCAGAGGCAGCGGGAGCGUUUGAGUAUCUUGAUAAUAAGAUUCAUGAGAAUGACUGUCGGGGUCCCUGCCUGGCUCCUGUGGGGGAGAAGGGGACGUCCACAAAAUCCCCUUCUUUUCUUGUUGAUUGCAUCAUUUGGUGUGCGGUAUUGCCGGCGCUCUGCGAGGGCGGUCUGCUAGGGGAAAAGGAGCGCGAGAAGUUGCCACAUCUCUUGAAAUGGUUUGAGUCGUUUCAGUCUGCGCGAGAAGCGCAUAUAGCUGGCGCCGUGGAAUCUCUUGCAGUGCAGGAGUUUGCUGAUUUUUUGCGCGCCCCCCGUGUGUAUAAAUUAUCGCCGAAAAUAAGUAAAGUCUUUUUUAUUACAACCCCUAUUUAUUACGUGAAUGCCGCCCCUCAUAUUGGUCAUGUCUACAGCACUCUUAUUGUGGAUGUCAUUGGGCGGUACCACACGAUGAAAGGGGAGCGUGUCUUUGCGAUGAGUGGAACGGACGAGCAUGGACAGAAGGUGGCAGAGGCUGCCAGGCAAAAAGGGAUGAAUCCGUACGAUUUUACGUGUCAAGUCUCAAGGGAGUUUAUUGAUUGUUUUGAGCAAAUGGGUUACCAUAUGGAUUACUUUAUUCGAACUACGAACGAGAGUCACAAAAAGGUUGUCCAUGAGUUAUGGUCCAAACUUGAGGCGAAGGGUGAUAUUUACUUGGGUCGCUAUGAGGGGUGGUAUUCUGUCAGCGAUGAGUCCUUUUUGACGGCACAGAAUGUGACAGACGGCGUGGAUAAAGACGGCAAGCCAUGCAAGGUUAGCCUGGAGAGCGGUCACGUGGUGACAUGGUUGGCGGAGGAUAACUACAUGUUCCGCCUUAGCGCGUUUCGUGAGCGCCUGCUGGAAUGGUACAACAACAACCCCGGGUGCAUUGUUCCCGAGUUCCGCCGCCGUGAGGUCAUCCGUACAGUGGAAAAGGGUUUAAACGAUCUGAGCGUCUCGCGUACGAGGGAGGCUGUGCAGGACUGGGCAAUCCCGGUCCCUGGAAACCCCAACCACUGCAUUUACGUCUGGCUUGAUGCACUCUCCAAUUAUUACACCGCCUCACGUCUCCGUCUAGGAAAGUCUGGGGAGGAGCUGGAACUUGUCGAGGACCACAGAGUGUUGGAACGUUUUCCUGCUGACAUCCAUGUCAUUGGAAAGGAUAUUUUAAAGUUUCACGCUAUUUAUUGGCCGGCCUUUUUGAUUUCGGCGGGCCUUCCAUUACCCAAAACGAUUGUCGCGCAUGGGUGGUGGACAAAGGAUCGCAAAAAAAUCAGCAAAUCCCUUGGAAACGUCUUUGAUCCUGUAGAAAAGGCACGUGAGUUCGGUUUUGACGCGCUUAAGUAUUUUUUGUUACGAGAGACUGGCUUUUCGGAUGAUGGUGACUACAGCGACAGGAACAUGAUUUCCCGCCUCAACGGUGAGCUUGCCGACACCCUUGGAAAUCUCGUGAUGCGUUGCACCUCCGCCAAGAUCAACGUUCAUCGUGUGUGGCCAACCCCGGACGCCUACAAUGCAAAGGAUGAGGCUCUUAUUCAACUCAUAAAGGACUUGCCGGGAGUUGUGGAUCACUUCUUCUUAAUUCCGGAUGUGCAAAAGGCUCUGGCAGCCGUGUUUGAUUUGCUUCGCGCCAUCAACUCCUACGUCACAGAGAACGCGCCGUGGAGGCUUGUCAAGACGGACCCGGAUCGGCUGCGCACUGUUCUGUACAUCACCAUGGAGGGGACCCGCCUGGCCACACUCAUGUUGAGCCCCGUCCUCUCACAGAAGGCACCCGUCAUUUUUGACAUGUUGGGCGUACCGGAGGCGAAUCGUGUUGGCGUGGAGAAUUUUGGGUUUGGCGUUGUGCCGUCUGGGACGUCCAUUGGCGACGCGGUGGAAGGCAAGGUGUUGUUCCCAAAGAUUUCGCUGGAUAAAGCGCAGUCCGCUUAG
Trypanosoma cruzi is the source of this 2298-nucleotide messenger RNA. Its product is annotated as methionyl-tRNA synthetase, putative. The transcript has a single exon. Gene Ontology annotation, molecular function: methionine-tRNA ligase activity; ATP binding. Lineage: Eukaryota; Euglenozoa; Kinetoplastea; Trypanosomatida; Trypanosomatidae. The coding region runs from base 1 to 2298 and encodes 765 amino acids. Gene Ontology annotation, biological process: methionyl-tRNA aminoacylation. The record is from RefSeq and is a predicted model, not a curated record.